AUGGAAUUGGUCCCUGCAAUGCCCGCGGCGGCGCCUCAGCAGGCGCCCCUGACCCUCAGCCAGAUUGACCCUGAAGUUCUAGCGGCCCUGCCGGCCGACGUGGCCCAGGAGGUGCUGCGCGCGCUGCCGCCCGCCGGCGGCGCCGCGCUGCAGUCGAAGGCUGUGGCCGCGGCGAGCCGGCAGCAGCAGCAGCAGAAGCCGGCGGGCGGGGCCGCGGCGGGGCUGGGGCAGGGCGGCGGCGGCGAGGCGCGGGGGCGCGGCGGGCUGCCGUGGCUGUUCGGGCGCGCGGCGGCGCGGGCGGCGGCGGCGCGGGGGCCGUUUGAGGCGGAGCCGUUUGAUGAGGUAUGCGCCGCCGCGCGGGCCGCCGCGGACGCGCUCCUGGCAGAGUGCUGCGCGCGCUCUGCUCAGAGCCAGGACCGCGGCGGCGGUGAGGAUGAGCGCGGCCGAUCAGAUGGGCAGGAGGGGGGCGGCAGCCAAGAGGGGGCCUUGGAAGAUGCUCUGGGGCGACAUGAGCCAAGGCGCAUCGGCGGCGGCGGCGGCGGCGGGGACAGCGGCGGGGUCGGGGACCGGGCCGGCGGCGGGGAAGCUGGCGAGAAGCUGGACGUGCUGUUUGAGUGGCUGGCGCAGUGGUUGUGCGGUCUGGACGCGGACCUGGUGGCGGUGGCCAAAGGGCUGCGGUUCCUGGCCGGACUGCCGGACUGGAUGGAGCGGCAGCAGCAGGAUCAGCGCCAGCAGCACCAGCAGCAGCAGCAGCAGCAGCAGCAGCAGCAGCAGCAGCAGCAGCAGCAGCUGCAGGAGAUUGCGAGCGAGUGCGCCGCCGAGGAGCGGCGGGCGCCCGCGGCCGCGGCGCUGCUGCGGCGCGCCGAGGAGCGGUGCGCGGCCGCCGCGGCCGCGGUGCGGCGGCACGUGGAGUUGAAGCUUGGGGUGGUGCUGCGGUGA
This is a messenger RNA of Monoraphidium neglectum, 939 nucleotides long. RefSeq lists its product as hypothetical. Lineage: Eukaryota; Viridiplantae; Chlorophyta; Chlorophyceae; Sphaeropleales; Selenastraceae. Bases 1 to 939 code for a protein of 312 amino acids. The transcript is spliced from 2 exons. The record is from RefSeq and is a predicted model, not a curated record.